AUGAACGAUGGUGACGUCGAAGAUAUCAAUGCAAGUCUCACGUCAUUGACGCCGACUCCUUUUAUUAGUCUCGUUUUCCUAACUGACUCAAUGUUAUAUAUUUACCUCUACUCGGAUAAGUGGCUGACGGCGUACGUGCAGAAGGAUGGAAUCAUGUUUUUCGAUUAUAAGAAGGUGAUGGGGAAGGAUGAGGAAAGGAGGAAGAUGGAUUGUGAUGAGAAUCUGGAGAAGAAUAUGGAGGAGGAGAUGGAUGAAGAAUCUUCAGAUUCCCGUUGGGAUCCGUAA
This is a messenger RNA of Caenorhabditis remanei, 285 nucleotides long. RefSeq lists its product as uncharacterized. The record is from RefSeq and is a predicted model, not a curated record. The transcript has 2 exons. Lineage: Eukaryota; Metazoa; Nematoda; Chromadorea; Rhabditida; Rhabditidae. The coding region runs from base 1 to 285 and encodes 94 amino acids.